UAUUCUAAAUCCGGAACCCAAACACCCUUUAUUUAGUUAUUAAUCCGCGCUUCCAGUUCCGCUUCUCUCCCACUUUUCGCUGCGCACUAAUCCAAUUUCCGAAACCGCAAAACAUAACAAACAGCAUCAUAAUCUAUCUCCAUCAUCGCCGUUCAUUCGUUCAUUUAUCCAUCGCAGGAACGUAACGAUCUCCAAAUCCAAACGUUGUUGUUGGUCGGAGAAUUGAGACGAUGAAGUUCUGGAAGAUUCUGAGCAAUCAGAUCGAGCAAACCCUGCCCGAUUGGCGCGACAAGUUUCUGUCUUACAAAGAUUUGAAAAAACAGUUGAAGCUCAUAACCCCGAAACCGAAAGACCCCUCAAGCAAACGGCGCCGUUUGGAUGAUGCCGAAGCCGAAGGCGAGGUCACCAAAGAGGUCAACGAUUUCCUCAAGCUCUUGGAGCUCGAGAUUGAUAAGUUCAAUGCUUUCUUUGUUGAGAAUGAAGAAGAAUAUAUCAUCAAAUGGAAGGAAUUGCAAGACAGAGUUGCGUGGGCCAAGGAUUCAAAUGUAGAGUUGAUGUCAGUAGGGAGGGAAAUAGUAGAUUUUCAUGGAGAGAUGGUUUUGUUAGAGAACUAUAGUUCACUUAACUACACAGGUCUAGUGAAGAUAAUUAAGAAAUAUGAUAAGCGAACCGGUGCACUACAUCGCUUACCUUUUAUUCAAGAUGUCUUGAACCAGCCCUUCUUUAAAACUGAUGUACUUAACAAGCUUGUAAAGGAGUGUGAGGUGAUGCUAAGUAUUCUUUUCCCCAAGAAUGGGCCUCUAGGACCAUCCUUAUCAACUAGCGAGGAUUUUGAGGAAGAUGGGGGUGGCUCCAUGACUGCUAACGAAAAUAAAGAGACACUGGAGCAGGUUCCCAAAGAACUUGCUGAUAUCCAAAAUAUGGAGAACACGUUCAUCAAACUAACUACAUCAGCACUGCAUACCUUGAAAGAGAUUAGAGGUGGAAGUUCAACUGUAAGCAUAUACUCAUUGCCUCCUCUGCAUAAUGAGGCUUUGGUAGAGGAUUGAAAGAAAAUAAGUGCGCCAGAGCAAGCAGCCAAAUAGACCAUGGGAAUGACACGGGAUAGGUGCUGACUCUCUAUCUUCUCCUGUUUCUAUGCUCUAGAGUAAGCAGCCGAAUAGAUCAUGGCAAUAACUCGUGAUCGGUGCUGACUUUCCAUCUCUUCAUAUUUCCUGUUCAACAACGUCCUUUUCUUCUGUCCUGAGAACCUACUCAACAUGAAUUUGGAUGGAAAUAUGGCCUCCUUUGUGGAACAGUGUCUGAUGGUAGGUGGAUGUGGCUUUGGUUAUUUUUCUGCUUUUCUUUUUCUAAUGCUUAAAAUUUCGUUCAGGGUUCGUGGACUCAUUAACUGUUUAAGUUCGCGUUAGCCCUUGAAAAUGGCGUGUAGCUAGUAUUAAUAUGUUAACAAUUGGUGAGCUUGAUGUAGAUAACUAGAUAUUCAUAUGAAACUAAUAGUUAGAAAGGGAUGGAAAGAGGUGAUUUGGAAUUUUGUAAUGCAUACUAAUUCAUGGUGUUAUUUUAUGGAGAAAAACAUUUACUGUGUC
Messenger RNA from Gastrolobium bilobum, 1586 nucleotides. RefSeq names its product SPX domain-containing protein 2-like. The record is from RefSeq and is a predicted model, not a curated record. Gene Ontology annotation, biological process: cellular response to phosphate starvation. The coding region runs from base 231 to 1049 and encodes 272 amino acids. Lineage: Eukaryota; Viridiplantae; Streptophyta; Magnoliopsida; Fabales; Fabaceae. The transcript has 3 exons.